AAUUCUGACUAGCCUGCCGGCUGCUCACCUCCUGCUGUGUGGCCCAGUUCCUAACAGGCCACGAACUGGUACUGAUUGUUCCCCAGAGUUUGGGGACCCCUUGUCUUGACAGUAUCAUGCACAGAUACCUCCCCAACCCCCUCUCCACCAAACUCCUGGUAACCACCAUUUUAUUCUCUACUUCUACAGCGUCUUGCCCUGUCGCCACGCUGGAGUCCACUGCAACCUCCGCAUCCUGGGUUCAAGCAAUUCUCCUGCCUCAGCCUCCCAAGUAGCUGGGACUACGGGUGCGUGCCACCACACCCAGCUAAUUUUUGUAUCUUUAGUAGAGAUGGGGUUCACCAUGUUGGCCAGGGUGGUCUCAAUCUGUUGACCUCUUGAUCUGCCCUCCUCGGCCUCCCAAAAUGCUGGGAUUACAGGCAUGAGCCACCGCGCCCAGCCAGUACAUAGAUUUUCUAAAGUGUUCAACACUCUUAUCAAUUCAGAUUCCACCAUAAUUUAUAUGAUCAAUCAAGCACUGCUUUGUUUCUCUGUAGGUCUCCUGGAAUACAACAUAGUCAGAGAUGUGUAGAGUAUGGUCCUUCUGGGUUUGCCAAAUUUUGUGCUGAAGGAAAAUGAUGGCUCCACCGCUCUUCCUGCCUAACUCGUAGAAAGGCAGCAUGGUAUUGUGAUAGAAACAUGAGCUUUGAAGAUAAGCAGUCAGAUUCUGAUUCCUGUUCUUCUAAUAGUCCAGCCUUGUAAAGAUCACUUAUCCUCAUAGUUAGCAAGACUUCCUCAUUUAAAAAAUUCUUUCCUCAUAGGGUUGUUGUGAAGACUAAGUGAAUUAAGUUCUGUGAAAAAAUCUAGCACAGUGUUUAGCACAUGAAUAGUUUUCUCCAUAUAUGUGGCCUCUCUCCUGGGAUGAUCACCUUGUCCCAGUUUGUCCAGGGUUUCCCUAGUUUUAUCACAGAAAGUCUCAUGUGUACUAGGAAUCAAUCUCUCUCUUUCUCUCUCUUUUUUUUUUUUUUUUUUGAGAUGGAGUUUUUGCUCUGUUGUCCAGAUUGGAGAGCAGUGGUGCAAUCUCAGCGCACUGCAACCUCCGCCUCCUGGAUUCAAGCAAUUUUCCUGCCUCAGCCUCCCAAGUAGCUGGGAUUACAGAUGCCUGCCACCACACCCAGCUAAUUUUUGUAUUUUUAGUAGAGGCGAGGUUUCACCAUGUUGUCCAGACUGAUCUCGAACUCUUGACCUCAGGUGAUCCGUCUGCCUCUGCCUCCUGAAGUACUAGGAUUACAGGCGUGAGCCACCACGCCUGGCCUCUCUUCUCUCUCUCUCACUUGACUUUUCUAGGCUUAUUGGCCAUUCCUUGAAUAAGGUACAGUCAAGUUUUACUUUAGACUUUUAAGUAGCUCAGAAUAGAGUUCCUUAGCUUGUUGGUUUUUACUUAUUUUUUUCAUUAAUGUUUCAAGGUAUAUUAUGAGGUUGCAUUAUUUAAUUGCUUUGUUGAUUGAGCCAGGCAGAUCUUUCAUUUAUUAGCUGGCCUGAUAUCAGGGCAGGAAAGCUUAUGAGUUACUUUGUAAAGUGAUGGUUUUAUUAAAGGUGGUAAUUUUGAUCAGCUGACCUAUUGGUGGGUUCUGAUUACUUUACAGAAGUGGAUGGUAUUGACAAGCCUCCAUCUACUUGGAAGUUUUAAAAUGUGUUCUUUUUAUUAAAAGGACUUCAUCCUGUGAAACUAGUUUCUUCAAAUUGAAGUUCUCUCAGUCUAGGCAUGAUGAGUUACAAAAAUGAUUGUUUGUAGUAUUUUGGAAUUGGUUUCCACCUUUAUAUAAACUCAAAUGUCAAUUUAAUGUGUUCAGUAAGCCAAGCAACCUUUCUAAUGAAACAAGUAUAAUUAUGAUUUAUUUAUAUUUUUAUUUCAUUUCUCAUUUUUUUCAGCAAUCUUUCCUGUCCUCAACUAUGUUUCCUUUUUAAUUUAAAAAAAUCAAGUAGAAAACAAAUAUCUGGCUUUUUUGUCAAUGUCAUGGUCUUAUGUCAAGAUCUUGAAAGGUAUCUCUCCAAAUUAUUGUUCUGCUAUAGUUAUUUCUAUCAAAGAAGUCCUCUUGUAUAGCUAUUUGUUGAAUUGUGUACCUACUGAAUUAGUCAAAGCUCUAGCUAAAACCAUUUUUUUCUUUACCUCUCCCCUCCCCCAAAACUUGCUUUUGUUAUGUAUUGGCUUGCUAAUCCUUGUGUUGAGCAGUAUCAGACAUCACCUUUCUUGGGGGCAGUUAGUCCACUCUUCCGCUUUCUUUGUCAGAGGGCUCCCUUAAUAGGAGAAGUCAACAGGGAGGACAAAAAGGAUUGAAAGUUGUAUUUAAUCAGGGUCAGAGAGGUGGUGUUCAGAGUGACGGGCCCACAGGCAGGCUGGCCUUUUAUGCUUGCCGACGCAGAUGGUCCCAGAGCAUUCAGCUAAGUGAAGAGAAAGCUGCCCAGUGAAAGCUAUUGUAGGGUAGCAUCGUUACAGUUGAGAAAGGUUGCCAGGGGUAACUAGAGAGUAUCACCAGUAUCGUGUGAUCACUAGGCUGUGCCAUUGAAAAUGUUAGACUGAGGAUUGUAUUGGGUCCCUUGGCAUCUUGAUGUUCAUAUGUAAGCAGUAUUAGCUUACAUUAGUGUUUUUAAUUUAGUUUUUUCUGUUUUCUUCCCUUUGUUCUUUCCCUGCCUUUUUUAAUAUAUAAAACAUAGACUUAUUUUAAUUCACAAUUUUGUAAAACCUUCUGAAAACAUACCAUUAUUUAAUAAUAUAUCUCUUAUAGGCUUUAUGGUUUGGUAUAAACUAUACCAAAUUUUUGUGAAUAAAUUGGAUUUAUGAAAAUGAGGUGUAAUAUUUCUCGUUUAAACAGCUCUAAGUUGAUUUUCCAUUGCUCUGAAACUGCCCUAGUAUAUCCCAAGAUGGGUAGUUUGUUUUUCUUUGUGAUUUUAAGUAACUUAUUUUAAAAUAUGUUAGUAUUUACCUGAAAACAGUAGAUAGCAUUGAGUGCAGGGUUGUGACCAAGAACUCCCAAAUAUUUAUGAAAUCUAUCUUCAAUUUUUGCCUAAGGCAAAAGUAAAAAUAUGCAUCCCAAAUGAGCCAGAACCAAAAUAGUGUAACAAUCAUUGGUCUCAAUUUAAUAUACUUAAUAUACUUUGAAUAUGAUUUUAAUAUGCCAGUUUUGGAAUUCCUUAAUUUCAUCCCUUCUAUUGUCCCCCGGAUAUUUUAAGAAAUUACUUAUAGUCACAUACAAAAUGUAAACACAGUAGUCUCCUGCCGUCACUAGAGGAAAACACAUAGAGAUUUCUAUUCAAUGUAAAAGUGAAAUUUGAAGUGUAACUAACGUUCAAGGUGAAAUGAUAAUAACUUUGCAAAUUAUUGUUUUAACUUAGAUUACCAGUCAACCCAAUUUAAGUCACCCUUACGUCAGUCAGAGCUGAUUUUGACUUAAUACUGCUUUCUCACCUGUUGAGAGAACAUUAAGUGAGGACAAACAUAGUACCAUCCUGUAAUACCAACAUUGGUAUUUGAGAGCUAAUCAUCUCCAAUGUUAUUAUUUUGUGUUAGAGGUAACUUUUAGAAAUUGGUGAAUUUCAAGUGGAGCCAGGCUUUAAAAUGCCUUCUGAGACCCCCACUUAAUAGUUCUGACUCUAAAUUAAUUUCACACCUUUAUUGAAAAAUCUCAAAUUUAUGUUAAAAUGAGCUGUUUGUUUCCUUCCUUUCAUUAAAAUACAGCUGAGUCAUUUUCAUUUAAAACAACUCAUAUUCCCAUAAAUAAGAACAUUUGUCACAAAAAGUUAAUGAAUCUGGUAAAAUUUAGAACUAAGAUUCUAAAAGGUCUAUAGAUACGGCAAGAAAACUGUUUUUUGGAAAAUUGAAUUUUUAUUAAAAAAUCAACACAAUGUGAUUUCCCUUUAUUUCCUGAAGAAUAAUAAUUAGAUUAUGCUAUUCUUUUAUCAUCAUAGUUUUUUUUUAAAGGAAAAUCAUAAUAUGAUCAUCUAAAAGACUUAGGGAAAAAAAUACAUCUGUAUCACUUAUGGUGAGGUUGGCUUACCAGGAUUUAUGAAUAAAGAUUGUAGUGUCAAUGCAAAUUUUAAUUACAUUGCUUCUUUAAUGAAUCUUGAUAAGUCUAAGACAUUGAAGUUAUAGCAUUUUAUGGUUAUUAUUUUUAUUUUACCGAUCCACUUUUUCUUUAUCUAUGUACAUGAUACAGAUGUGACUGAAACACAUGGUAAACCGAAUGACCUUGAAGAAGAAAAGAACAAAUUUCCAUUUCAUGUAUUUUCAUUUAAAUUGACCACGUGACACACACAGUGGGACCAGGGAGAUUCACAUAAAAAAAAAUUUACAUUAAACUUCAGCAGAGACUUCCUAUCACUUUGGUCUUUGAUUCAUUACAGGUAACAUGAAUAUGAGAGGGAAUGGUACAUAUUUAGUAGUUAUCACAUGUCAUCACAACAUAGAUUAAAAAACAAAACCGUUUUUAUGAUUCACAAGUAUAGAUAUGAAUGUUACCUCCUUGAUACAGUUUAAAGUUGACUCUUUAAAGAUAGUCCUUUUAUACAAUUAAACCAUCCUAUCAACAUAUAUUUUAAGUAUAUAAAUUAUUAUAUAUGCACUUAUAAUUUUAUACUGGAAAUUAGGAGCUAGUAAACUAAUUUCAGUUUUGCCAGUUGUUUAAAUUUUUCUUUAACGUGAACCAAAACCUUUUUCGAUUCCAUUAUUAUGUUAGUAAUAGUAAUAUAUGAGUGUUACCAGAACAUUAAUGAUUGGAAUAUUUAGCAAAACCCAUUAAUGAUGGUGUGAGUUAAGGACUAUCCCUAUAUUUCAGGUAUAUGGCAGUUAUGGUGAGAACGUACAACCAGAAUAAUCACAAUUUAUUUGUUACAGUGAAUUCCAUUUUACGAAGAACUGGCAGGUUUUUUAAUCUGAACAAUAUUCAUACCAACUAACAUACUUAAGAGGUACUCAGAUGCUUGCUGAAUAAAUGUAGUUUAAGAUAAUACUUUUGAAAGUUGGCUGACAUAAGAAAAAUGGUAAUCUUUAAUGGGAAAUUGCAGCCUUUGGUGUUUAUUUACAAAGAGUUGGGAACUUUUUAAAUGCUGUUAACCCUUUAUAUUGGUUUGAAUCUCAUCUGGGAUAAUUGAGAAGGCUCAUUGUCAUUUUGAGGAUCCCAGACUCCCACAAAAAAAAAGAUGAGAGUGGGGUGUUGACUAGAGAGCUCCAAGUGAUAAAAUCUAGGAAAGAACACUAAAAAAAGGCGUCAGAAGGUUUGGGUUUAAGCCCGCUAAUAUGUGUUUAUUACUUACCUAUAAAAAGAUUACUUAUCUAUAAAAAGGUGAUCUCUACCUACUUUAAGAAUUACUACAUUCAUGAAAUUAGAGUAAGUAUGUGAAAGUACAUACGAGUUGAGUAUUCCUUAUCCAAAAUGCUUGGGACCAGAAAUGUUUUAGAUUUUGGAUUUUUUCAAAUUUUGAGAUAUUUGUGUUAUAUACUUAAAGUGGAGCAUAACAUUUCCUUUGAGUGCCAUGUUAAUGCUCAAAAAGUUUCUUUUUUUUUUUUUUUUGGAUUUUUGAAUUAGGGAUACUCAACCUGUUCUUGGAAAUCUGUAACAUAUGGUAUGCAUGUAAAUUGAUGGUUCAAAUAAUCACUAAUACUACUCACAUUGCUGCCACUGCUGAUGCCUUAUAACUAGUAUCAGAAGAGCCUCUUGGGAUGUUUAUACUGUAGUCUACCCUUAUCUUUAGGGAAUACAUUCCAGCAUUCCCAGUGGAUGUCUAAAACUGCAGAUAGUACUGAACCCUGUAUGCAUUGUUUUUUCCUAUACAUACAUACAUCCCUAUGAUAAAGUUUAAAUUAUAAAUUAGGCACAAUAAGAGAACAACAAGAUAGAACAAUUAUAACAGUAUAGCAUAAUGUCAGUUAAUGUGAAUGUGGCACUGUACUCACCCUUCUUGUGUUGAUGUGAAAUUAUGAGAUGAAGUAAGGUGAAUAAUGUAGGCAUUGUAAGCAUUGUGAUGUAGUAUUAGGCUACUACUGACCUUGAACACAAGCAUUGUGAUACCUUAACAGUUAAUCUGAUAACCCAGAUGGCUACUAGGUGACUUACAGGUAGAUAAGGUAUAUAGCAUGGAUACACUGGACAAAGGCAUGAUUCACAUCCUCAUGGGGACAGUGCAAGAUUUCAUCAUGCUACUCAGAAUGGCGUGCAGUUUAAAACUUAAGAAUUGUUUAUUUCUGGAAUUUUCAUAUAAUAUUUUUGGACUACAGCUGACUACGGGUAACUGAAACUGUGGAACAUGAACCCACCGAUAAUGGAAGGCUACUGUAUUUUAAUAUUUGCCAACACUGAGCAUUUGAAAUGAGCUACUUUGGCAGGAAAGAUUAUAAAUAAUUGAGUAGAUAUCAAUGGAUGAGCAUCAUAGUGCUCUAUCAGCCCUUUGGGAGACCAUGAGUAACCUAUCAUUUGGUUUUAGCUCUUUGUCUUGAUUCACUUUAUCAAAAUGGGACUAUAGAUGACUUGUGGUAGGUUCUAGAGUGCAAGAAAUGAGAAAAUAAGUGAAUGAGCUUUGCCCAGCCACAGAUUCUUAACAGUGCUGAGGGAAUUGUCCUGAGGUCUUUGCAAAAUCCUAAAUUAAUGAUUAUCACUAUAACAGAUUUUUCUUUACUUCUUUCCAUGUAACAUGUAUUUUCUUCCAACAGAUAUUUUUAAUUGACUUCUUCAGAUCAACAUUAGUAGGUGACGUUUUAAUAAGCAUUCUACAUUGUUUCCAGCAUUUACCUGAUGAAAUUAGGAUAAAAUGCCAUUUCUGACUGGUUACUAGCUUCCAAACAGCAGCCUUGUAGAACCUGCCAUUCAGAUUCAUGAGUCAGCAGAAUUUAUAAAUUAUGAUAGGUCAUGGAUCUUUGUUUUUUUCCCCAGAUUGUCAAAAACACAUGCCAAGUGUUGUGCAGCUUUAUGUACUCUUUCUUUAUAUACUAGCCAACAGCCUACAAUGGUAGUUCUCAUCGUGUGGUCUGUGUACCUCUGGGAGUCCCUGGUUCCUUUCAGUGUCCCUUUCUUCAAGGUCAAAUCUGUGUUGCUAGUAAUACUAAGAAGUUAUUUACCUUUUUCAAUGUGUUGACAUUUCCACUGAUGAUAAGGAGUAAGGAGUAAAAGUUCUGGCUCCUUAGAAUGAAUGAAGGCAAUUACAUGAAACCUUACUAAUAAUAUUCUAUAUGUUAUUUCUACAUGCCUGUAGUUUUUUUAAAAAGCUAGUUAGUUUCACUUAGGAAUGUUCUUGAAGCAAUAAAAAUAAUUUUAUUAAGCCUCAAUACUCUAGUACAUGUCUUUGAAUAUUCUGUAUGAUGAAACGGGAAGUACUGUACACACAAAAUAAAACUCGGUGAACCAGUAUUUUCCACAUGACCCAUUCAUUAUGUUACAAAAUUAUGCAUGAGUGAAAAUUUCAUUUACUGUCCAAGAGAGACCAAUUUUAGAUUUUACAUUGUAACUAACUUUUAGGAAACUAUCACCUGUUAAUUUUGGCCUAGUGUAAAAGAACAGUUUCCAUAGGUAUGGUAAAAAGCAAUUGAAUUACUGUUUUCUUUUUCAACUGCAUAACUGUGUAAUGCCAGAUAAUCUUCAUACCAUAGGGGAAAAAUACUUUUUUUCAACCCUCAUAGAUUCUUCAUUGGAUAUGGAUACCUAUAACAAAAGACAGAAGUUUAUUGACAUGUAUAUUUUAUAUAUACAUGGGAGACACCCAUGGAAUUAGUAGUUUUCAAGGUGGCUUUGAAUAGAGCAUUUUCAACAAAGAACAGUAAGUUUUUAGAGAAUACAAGACUGAGGAAAAGGACUUUGAAUCUGUAGCCGUAGUAAAUUUUGGAAGGGCAAAUCAAUAUGGCGGGUAGAGGCUAGUUGGUGAAGCUUAUUAACACAGAUUCUUUUCCAGGCUAAAGUUGUCUUCAGUGGUUAACCUUUGUUUCUCCUAGUAGAGAGGUGGGCAGGAUACCUUUUGUCUUUGCAAAUCUAUGUCUUGAUUUAGGCAAGUGGAAGGCAGAGAGGUUUCUUGCAUCUGCUCCUUCAAAACUACCUUCAGUAGAACAAUCCUUCCUAUUUUGGGGUAGCAUAUUCUGGUUUCCCAGAACAUACUUCAGUCAAAACAACAUAUCACAGCAGAUUAAAUACAGAGCCAGAUAUGACAACUCAACUAUUUUCUAGUAAGCCAGAUAUGGAAAGACAUUUGAAAAUACAAAACAAUGCCACUCUUCUCAUUUCGGAAAAUAGAUUUUUCAUAGAAGUUUCACUUUUAUUUAUUUUUUAUUUUUAAAUUAGUGGAGAACUAUUUAAUUUUUUUUUUUUUAGUUUUAAUGUCUAGUAUGGGAGAUACUAAUAGUAACAGACCAAAUAAACAAAGGCUCUUUGAGGCUCUCAAUUUUUAAGAAUAUAAAGGGAUCCUGAGACUUAAAAAUUUGAAAACUGCUAAGCUCUCUCUCACUGUGUGACUCGCCUGCUCGCCCUUUGCCUUCUGCCAUGAUUCUAAGUUUCCUGAGCCCUCACUAGAAGCUAAGCAGAUGCUGGUGCCAUGCUUCUUUUGUAUAUAGCCUGCUGAAGAGUGAACCAAAUAAACCCUCUUUUCUUUAUAAAUUUCACAGCCUCAGGUAUUUAUAGCAACACAGAGAUUAAAAUCUUAUUAGGGCAAGGGGUAUAGCUGGUCCUAAAAUUGUAAGAUUAGGAACUAUACUUUGUAUUCUAGUUCAUAAGUAUAAAAGCCCUGGAUGAGAAAUUGAUCUGAGGAAAGCUUUAUUGCAAAUUAAAGGACUCAGGAGAAUAGAUAUCGCUGGGCAAUGGAGGAUAUCUCAUCAUACCCCCCUUGAGCAGUUUGCUUUUAUCAUGACUUUGAGCACUAUCCUUUAUGUCUCUGUUCCUCAAUUUCUCCAGUUAUAAAAUAGGACCAUUUUUACAUCAGCGCCUCCUCUCCCUGUCUUACAGGGGUUUGACAAGGAUCAAAUGAGUUGCUUUAAAGAGAACAUGUGAGAUAAGAUAUCUCCUCACAGUAGGUUUCCAGGAUCCUGUCCAGGAUGAUCACAGUCAGCAUGGGGUUAAUACACAGAUUCAAGAGGCAUAUCAAAGGAGAUCUGAUAAGAUUUAGUGACUGGAUGAAUACAGGGAAUAAACAGAAAUUAGUUAAAAAUUAUUCUAAGGAGCCAGAUGCUGUGGCUCAUGCCUGUAAUCCUAGCUCUUUGGGAGGCUGAGGCGGGCAGAUUACUUCAGCCUAGGAGAUCGAGAGCAACCUGGGCAACAUGGUGGGACCCAGCUCUACAAAAAAUACAAAAAUUGGCGUGGCACAUGCCGGUAGUCCCAGCUAGCUCCUUGGGAGGCUGAGGUGGGAGGAUCGCUUGAGCCUGUGAGGUUGAGGCUGCAGUGAGCCGUGAUUGUUCGUGCCACUGCACUUUAGCCUGGGUGAGAGAGCGAGAUCCUGUCUCUUAAAAAAAAAAAAAAAAAAAAAAAAAAAAGUUUGUUCUGAGGGCUUAAUUGUCAAUAUUUUAGUAACAAAUUGGAGGAAUUGGAGAGAAAAGCAAAAAAUAGAUAUUUAAAAACCCAGGCUUUUAAGAUCAGGAUUGUAGGAUUGUAGCACAGAAGUUAAAGAAAAGUGGCCAGAAAAAUAAUUAAGGACAAAACAGGUAGGGCAUGGAUGGCUGUUUAAGGUUGGCUUUCAGGAAGCAGAGGAGUUUUGUAAGACAAUAGGCAAGCAUCGAAAAGAAACUUGGAUUAUUAUAACAUGUAGCAGAAAAAAUGAAAAACAAAACAAAAAAAACUUGGGUUAGCGUCUAAUGGUCGGGGCUGGUUAUACAAUUUGUGGGAUACAGUGUGAAUGAAAAUGAAAUGCAGGCCUUUGUUCAAAAAGCAAGGGGAAAAGUACAGUUAAGAGUGCUAAUGUUUAAAGCUUUUUUCCUUUGGGAAGAAAAACAUGGUAGAGUUAAUAGCAAUAAAUAAGUAAACACAAAUUCAAAAUUAUGUUUGUGGGUAUCAUGCUUUUAUAAAAGAUAGUAAAUAAAUAAUACCUUAUCACUGUGAAAUCUUGAUUAAUCAUGACUUUCUGGCUCUUUUUUCUGCAAAUUCAUUUUAGUCAUCAAAAUUUAUACUUUUAUAAAGUUUCAUUUUUAAUUUAUAUAAUUGGAAGUAAUGUCAAUUAUGUUUGGCAAAUGCAAGAUUACAAAUAUUUUUUGAUAAUUUUUGAUUUUGAGGACAGGCCUUGUACUGAUGCCACUGUUAAGAACAUUUUAUAGGCUGUGACAACAUUAGGAUAAAUUUCUGAUAAAUUAUUUCAAAAUCUAAAUUUAGAACAUCUAGAGCUAAUUUUUAGAACAAUUUUUCUAAAAGCUUUAACUCUACAAAUCAGUUCUGUGUAUAGAUUUAAUUCUAAGUGUAGAUUUAUACAGGGGUAUUUAAAUAUUCUUUCUGCUAUUUCUUGUAACUUGGAAGUUGUACAACUUCCAAGAAACCAAAUGACUUCAUGACUUGUAUAUAAUUCAGAAUGUCUGUUUGUGCAUCCUACCUCAUAUCUUCAGGUAUGAAGAUAUGGAAACAUUAAAUUUAAAAUAAUCCUUCUCAUUAACAGUUGGUUCUUCAUUAAAACAGUUGGUUCUCAUACAAAAAUAUUGUUCUUUUCAACCAAAUGUGACAAUCUUUAUAUUCAAUUUCUCUUUCUAAAGCUAUUGCUAUUUGGUUUGCAAUGUUGCAGUGGUUUAUAAAACUGGAGAUUAUAAAUGCCUUGAUGAAUUCUGAUAUAUUUUUGGUGCCAUGACUUGGAUACUUUGCAAUAAUAUGCUGACAAAGGUUUUACUCUCUGAGCACCAACACUUCCUGUCCUGGUCCUUAGGCUGGAGAGUUAAUAUUUGCGCAUAUACUGUUAGGAUAGGUUCCAGGAAGAGGAGUACUUUGGCUUUCCACUGUAUAUCCCCAGUGCUGAGCCGCUCUUUCAUGGGGCUGCUGCCAUCAUUGCCAUUGCCAAUCUGGGCUCAGUCCUGGCCACUGCCUUGAGUGCCCUGUGUUGUCCACGUCUGUCCCAGGUAUUCACAUUUGGGCCCAGGCAGCCAGUCCAGCUGCUUAGUGCAUAUGCUGACACUUGACAUAUUUCCUCUGUUCUGUGCUCCAUUGUCCCACUGGUCUUCAUCUACAAAGUACAAGUUCAAAGUCAUUAACAAGUUCAAGAUGGCGACAAAGGACCGUUCAACUAAAUAGAGGCCCCUUUUGAGAGCAAGCCCAUGUGUGACUGCACAAGUUACAUACCUGGAGAAGAUGGUAUAAACUGGUCCAUCAGUGACAAAGACAUUGAGGCCCAGAUAGCUAAUAACCGAACACCUGGAAGAUGGACCCAGCGGUACUAUUCAGCCAACAAAAACAUUAUCUGUAGAAAUUGUGACAAACGUGGUCAUUUAUCAAAAAACUGCCCCUUACCACGAAAAGUUCGUCGCUGCUUCCUGUGCUCCAGGAGAGGACAUCUCCUGUAUUCCUGUCCAGCCCCCCUUUGCGAAUACUGUCCUGUGCCUAAGAUGUUGGACCACUCAUGUCUUUUCAGACAUUCCUGGGAUAAACAGUGUGACCGAUGUCAUAUGCUAGGCCACUAUACAGAUGCUUGCACAGAAAUCUGGAGGCAGUAUCACCUAACGACCAAACCUGGACCACCCAAAAAGCCGAAGACCCCUUCAAGACCAUCAGCCUUAGCAUAUUGCUAUCACUGCGCGCAAAAAGGCCAUUAUGGACACGAAUGUCCAGAAAGAGAAGUGUAUGACCCGUCUCCAGUAUCUCCAUUCAUCUGCUACUAUGAUGACAAAUAUGAAAUUCAGGAGAGAGAAAAGAGACUAAAACAAAAAAUAAAAGUACUCAAGAAAAAUGGGGUUAUCCCAGAGCCAUCCAAGCUACCUUAUAUAAAAGCAGCAAAUGAGAACCCCCACCAUGAUAUAAGGAAGGGCCGUGCCUCAUGGAAAAGCAACAGGUGGCCUCAAGAAAAUAAAGAAACACAAAAAGAAAUGAAGAACAAGAAUAGAAACUGGGAGAAGCACAGGAAGGCUGACAGACAUCGUGAAGUGGAUGAGGAUUUUCCCAGGGGCCCCAAAACCUACUCUUCUCCUGGCAGUUUUAAAACCCAGAAGCCUUCUAAGCCCUUUCACCGUUCAUCACAUUACCACACGUCAAGAGAAGACAAGUCUCCCAAGGAAGGCAAGAGGGGCAAGCAGAAGAAAAAGGAGAGGUGCUGGGAAGAUGAUGACAAUGAUAACUUAUUUCUUAUUAAGCAGAGAAAAAAAAAGUCUUAAGCCGUCAGGCAGCCUCUGAUGUGGCUUUUCAUUGUUCAUUUGGCCUUUGUGUCUAUAACCUUCUGGCACUGUGUUUAUUAUCUAUGAUUAAAUAAAGUGAGUUUUUGGUUUUGUUUUUUUAAUUUCAGCCAUUCCUAGAGUUACUGAAUAUCCAUGGAGAUCUCAAUUCUCUGUGUCCAACAGGAUAUUAGGUAAGAAAGUACAAAGAUAAACCUGGACUUCUCCUAUUCCAAUAUGUCAUCUUUACUCAGAAUCCUAGGGAUAGGUAGAAGAAUUCAUCUUUUCAAGAAAGUGUUUUAAAAAUACUUUGGGAAAAAAACUGCAUCAAAGGUAAUUUAUCCUCAAAUUAAAUCCUUGCAGGAAGAGAAAUUAACACUAAGAAAAAGUCAUCAAUAUUUUUCAACUUUUUUUUUUUUUUUUUUUACUUUGGAAAGGACAAUAACUAUAAACCUAUAUCCAGAUUUUCUUUCUGCUGAAGCUGUUGUCAGAAUCUUCCUUUGGACAAAACAUCACUAGCUGACUAUAAAAACAAAAGUGUCAUCAUUGAAGCCCUGAAGAGGCAGGGAAUUGAGCUUCAGCAAAAUACAGGAAAAGAACUAUCCAGUAUAAAUGUCAGAAGACAGAUUUCCUAAACAAGUAAAAGAGACAUCAAAAAUUUUAACAUAAUCACAAUGAAAUCAUUUUUUACCACUUUUACAGCGGUGUUUCAAGCGGACUGUCACUCAGAUCUGCAGAGAUGAAUAUUACUCAAAAAAUUUUUUUGUUCUCUUGCAUUUUUUUCAACUACCGCAAAGCUAUACAGAUUUUUUUGUACUUGUGGAUCUUUUGUACUUCUCAUAACCUAAUGUCAGACUAAGAAAAAUAAAAUAUCUGAGAGUAAA
Molecule: messenger RNA, 13161 nt
Organism: Homo sapiens (human)
Lineage: Eukaryota; Metazoa; Chordata; Mammalia; Primates; Hominidae
Gene: ZCCHC7
Product: zinc finger CCHC-type containing 7
Exons: 10
Coding region: 11231-12280 (349 amino acids)
Cellular component (GO): nucleolus; nucleus
Molecular function (GO): nucleic acid binding; zinc ion binding
Source: RefSeq, a predicted model, not a curated record